Oryzias latipes (Japanese medaka) is the source of this 1948-nucleotide messenger RNA. RefSeq names its product KIAA1328 ortholog. Lineage: Eukaryota; Metazoa; Chordata; Actinopteri; Beloniformes; Adrianichthyidae. The record is from RefSeq and is a predicted model, not a curated record.
UCCUUAGCAACGCUUGGUUCUUUGGGAGUGGUGGCGGUUGUUUCAACAUGGCGGCGGCGACAGAAGAGACUGGAAACUCGGGCAUAUUUUGGAAGAACUGCGUGUCUGACGAAGAGCAGCCUUUGGCAUUCAUUCCUGGAGUGGAUAGAGUUGUCAAAGCUCUUUCUUUCAGUCUGGGAUCAGACAGCAGCUACGGAUCUGGCAAAAGAGGCUCUAAGACGUCGGUAAAGCGGGUCUCCCUCUGCAAGAAUCCCUCCACACAAAACACAGCUGGCAGCAAACAGUUGUACCCCCCAAGUAAUAUUUCUGGGACAUACAGGAAGGAAAAAGUUCAACUCCAUAGGAGUUCAGCUGUGCCGACAGAGCAGAUCCUUCCCAACUCUCCUCACACUUCCUGUCCUGUGUUACAGAUGAUGCCUGGAAGCAACAAAGCUAAGAACGACGUCUCUUUGAAGGACCUUUGUCCUGAAGAUAAAAGGAGAAUUGCAAAUCUCAUUGAGGAAUUAGCCAGAGUUAGUGAGGAAAAGGAAGAGUCGGUACAGCGGCUGAAAGACGAGCAGGGGAAUUGUGAACGGAAGAUCCAGCAGCUGGAGCAGCAGAAUCUGACCAUAGCACAGGAGAGGGAGAGCCUACAGCGACAGUACAGAGAGUGCCAGGAAUUGCUUGGGCUCUACCAGCAAUAUCUUUCCCAGCAACAAGCACAGCUGAACCAGUCCAUUGCUCAGCUCAGCCAGCCCGCUCCACCCAGUGGGGUGCUCGGCAGCGAGGAAGCCCCCGGCAGGACAUCGGUGAGCAGAGCUAAUGGCUCAGCCUUUGAUGGCUCCUACCUCGGCCUCGCCGCCACCGAAGCACGUCGGAGCAGCGAUACAAGAAGACGAGCAGCACAGAUGUUGAAAAACUCCCCGUGUCCUUCCUGUUGCAAUGAGUUAAGCCCCUCUGAUGAGCCAGCCAGGCAGCAUGGCAGUCAGAGGAGGGGGUGCAGGGAGCCACACACAUGCUACAGAUGCCAGGGCGGCCAAGGCAGUUGUCAUGGCACAAGCUGUGGAACACUGAAAUUUAAAAGUGACCGCAGCUCCCGUCCUGAGGCUUGCCACCCCGACAUGUUUUGCCAAAGGGGGUGUGACAGGUCACACAACGGGAGUAAAAUGGACUCUCUAACCAGGCCUUCAUUGGGUCAUGAGGACUGGGAGAGGAAGAGGCACCAGCUGCUGAUGCAGAAGAUGCAGCUGGAAACAGAGAGGGACAAGCUGCAGGCGCGGCUGGCUGAGCAGGAGGAGAGGCUGAACAGACAAACCGAGCAGCUAAAACAGUCUUUUCUUGACCACAGCAGAAUUCAACAACACUCUCAAGCUGAGCUCAGCAGCUCAAACACUAGAAAUGGAGCUCCAGAGCCGGAGGGUCUUUCCUGCCAAGAUUUGUCCUCCAGGGUGUGUAAAGAUGCAGAAGCACAUCCUGAAGGACAAAGUCUGCAUGAAAAACACUCUCAAAGCCUACCGGUGUCCUCAGCCUGUGGAAAUGCGGACUUAUCAGAACAGCCCCGAAGGGACAUGGCCACUUCUCCGGCCAAGCCUCCUGAAGAUCUAAGAAAACCCAUCUUGGCUUCUGAAAACCACAGAAGCUCAGAAACAAGGUUGGAUUUCUCCAUGGGUGAAUUAUUGGAAGUGUUUAGUCCUGUUUCUGAGAAGUCCAAGCCAAGUGCUCGAAGAACCAAACCGUCACGACGCGUGUCGAGUCUCACGGGGCCUCAAUCUGUCUUCCAUGCCACUGCCGGGCCUCAUCUUCAGAGUUUUCACCAAGAUCUUGAAGAAAGCCAAAUUCUAGAAGAUAUUUUUUUUAUUUGCUGACAAAUGAGGAAAUUAGUCUUAAAAUAUCUUCUUGAUGACAUACAAUGUAAUUUUUCAACUUUUAAUUUUUUUUAUUUUUGAAUAAAAAUAUUGAUUGUAGUCUU